Messenger RNA from Salvia splendens (bonfire salvia), 2658 nucleotides. RefSeq names its product ent-kaur-16-ene synthase, chloroplastic. Gene Ontology annotation, molecular function: terpene synthase activity; magnesium ion binding. The coding region runs from base 99 to 2510 and encodes 803 amino acids. The record is from RefSeq and is a predicted model, not a curated record. Gene Ontology annotation, biological process: gibberellin biosynthetic process. The transcript is spliced from 14 exons. NCBI's taxonomy places the organism in Eukaryota, Viridiplantae, Streptophyta, Magnoliopsida, Lamiales, Lamiaceae. Gene Ontology annotation, cellular component: chloroplast.
UCGACAAAAAGUAGUAUCUUGGUAAAUUGAUUCCUGGGUUUGCUAAAUAUUCCCAAUUUUGUCCAGUGAUCUCCAGGGGCGUUUUCUUCAACGGCGCCAUGUCGCUUUCUCUCUCCACUUGCUUCUUGCUUUCCCCCAAUGAAUUGCAUUUCCGGAGAUUCCGCUCCUCUCCUGCUUCAGCUUCUUUGAAAGAUGGGCUUCAAACUACUUCACCAAAAAUCACCUCAAUCCCGGAGUGCUUUGAAGAGACUAGGGGAAGGAUAGCAAAGCUGUUUCAUAAGGAUGAACUUUCUGUUUCGACGUAUGAUACAGCAUGGGUUGCUAUGGUCCCUUCCCCGACUUCGUGGGAGGAACCUUGCUUCCCGGAUUGUCUAAACUGGUUGCUGGAGAACCAGUGCCCUGAUGGUUCGUGGGCCCGUCCCCACCAUCACUCUUUGCUAAAGAAAGAUGUUCUUUCUUCUACCUUGGCUUGCGUUCUUGCGCUUGAAAAAUGGGGAGUUGGUGAAGAACAAAUAAAAAGAGGUUUGCAUUUUAUGGAGUUGAAUUUUGCUUCAGCUACGGAUGAGGGUCAGAUUACUCCUAUGGGAUUUGAUAUUGUAUUUCCUGCCAUGCUUGAUUAUGCCAAAGGUUCCUCUUUGAACCUGCGGCUAGAGCCAACUGCAUUUAAUGAUUUGAUGCAUAAGAGAGAUAUGGAGCUUAAAAGGGGCAACCAAAAUUACUCAUCGGAGCGGGAAGCAUACUGGGCGUGCAUAGCUGAGGGAAUGGGAGAGUUACAGAACUGGGAAUCAGUUAUGAAAUAUCAAAGAAAAAAUGGAUCACUUUUCAACUGUCCUUCCACGACAGCAGCUGCUUUUAUUGCCUUGCACAAUUCUGACUGCCUCAACUACUUAAAUUUAACCUUAAAGAAGUUUGGAAAUGCAGUUCCUGCAGUUUAUCCUCUAGAUAUAUACUCUCAGUUGUGCAUAGUUGACAAUCUUGAAAGGUUGGGGAUCAGCCAGUAUUUUUUGACGGAGAUUCAAAAAGUGUUGGAUGAAACAUACAGAUGUUGGAUGCAGGGCAAUGAAGAGAUAUUCAUGGAUGCCUCAACUUGUGCCUUAGCAUUCCGGACGUUGCGAUUGAAUGGAUAUGUUGUAACUUCAGAUCCAGUUACAAAAAUUCUACAAGAGUGCUUUUCAAGUUCAAAUCGUGGAAAUAUGACCGACAUUAACACAACUCUUGAAUUAUAUAGGGCUUCUGAACUCAUAAUUUAUCCAGAUGAGAGAGACCUUGAGAAACAAAAUAAAAGGCUUAAACUUUUACUUGAGCAAGAAUUAGCCAGUGGUUUGAUGCAAUCAUGUCAACUUGGAAGAAGAAUUGAUGCAGAGGUUCUUCUCAUAUAUCAGGUGAACCAGGCCAUCGAGAAUCCCUUUUAUGCAAUCAUGGAAAGGGUGGCAAAGCAGAAAAAUAUAGAGCACUACAACUUUGAUGAUACAAGAAUUCUGAAAUCUUCGUUUUGUUCGCCUAGUUUUGGCAACAAGGAUUUCCUUUUUCUGUCCGUAGAAGACUUCAAUCGAUGCCAAGCUGCACAUCGUGAAGAACUCAAAGAACUUGAAAGAUGGGUUGUGGAGAAUAGAUUGGACGAGCUGAAGUUUGCAAGGAGUAAGUCUGCCUACUGUUAUUUUUCUGCAGCAGCAACCUUUUCUGCUCCAGAACUAUCAGAUGCACGCAUGUCGUGGGCCAAAAAUGGUGUACUGACGACUGUGGUAGAUGACUUUUUUGAUCUUGGAGGUUCAGUGGAGGAAUUGAAGAACUUAAUUCAGUUGGUUGAAUUAUGGGACGUGGAUGUUAGAACUGAAUGCUCUUCCAACAAUGUCCAGAUAAUAUUUUCAGCUCUUAGGCACACAAUCUGUGAGAUUGGAGACAAAGCAUUCAAGCUACAAGGGCGUUGUGUUACCAACCAUAUUAUUGGCAUUUGGUUAGAUUUGCUAAAUUCUAUGAUGAGAGAAACUGAAUGGGCCAGAAACAACUACGUCCCGACAAUUGAUGAAUAUAUGAGCAACGCACAUGUAUCAUUCGCUCUGGGGCCAAUUGUCCUACCAGCUCUUUAUCUGGUGGGGCCGAAGCUCUCGGAAGAGAUGGUUAACCAUUCCGAGUACCAUAACCUAUUCAAAUUGAUGAGCACAUGUGGACGCCUCCUGAAUGACAUCCGUGGUUAUGAGAGGGAGCUCAAAGAUGGAAAACUAAACGCCUUAUCACUAUACAUUAAUAACCAUGGCGGUGAAGUGAGUAAAAAAGCUGCCAUUUCUGUGAUUGAAAGCUGGAUUGAGACUGAAAGGAGAGAAUUGCUGAGAUUGGUUUUGGAGGGGAAGAAGAGUGUUCUACCAAAGGCGUGCAAGGAAUUGUUUUGGCAUAUGUGCUCUGUGGUGCAUCAGUUCUACAGUAAAGACGACGGAUUCACCAAGCAAGAUUUGUUUCAGGUUGUAAAUGCAAUAAUUCAUCAACCUCUUCUUCUCAAGGAGAAAAUGUUGUGAUAAUUCAUACCUAAAUUUUUGUAACAAUGAUGCUUGAAACUAAACAUUUGCAACUACUUGCUGUUUGCCAUUAUUUAUUGCAAGGAAGCACCAAGCAGAGAUCCAUGGAGCUUCAUCUAUUGGAUUAAUAAAAUAUUAUUUUAUGCAA